AUGGUGGAAGAACAAGAGGAGAAACGAGCAAAUAUGAAAGUCAGCAAAAAAAUGGAGGAGAAACGUAGACGCUUACAAAGGGAGAUACAGCUGACUACAGUAGUCAAGCCACAUACUCCGUUAAUUAAGUUCCCGGACAGGAAAAGUAGUCCCAAACCUAAAAUACAGGAAUCUCUAGGAGCAAGCGUGACAUCUCUCCAUGCUUCGAAGGCACAGGAGCCGACAGGAGGCGGCUCACCAGGCUUUCCAAGUAUCUCACCUGUUAGUAGAGUACAAGGCACACCAGAUACUUCUGAACUAGCAAGAAUCUUACCUCAAAAAUACAGAAGGAGACUUAUGUCAGAUGAAGAGAUCGAAUUUAUUCAACGUGGAGGUCCCGAGUAA
Chaetura pelagica (chimney swift) is the source of this 384-nucleotide messenger RNA. It is a transcript of the gene KGD4, whose product is annotated as mitochondrial ribosomal protein S36. Gene Ontology annotation, biological process: 2-oxoglutarate metabolic process. Lineage: Eukaryota; Metazoa; Chordata; Aves; Apodiformes; Apodidae. The transcript is spliced from 4 exons. The record is from RefSeq and is a predicted model, not a curated record. The coding region runs from base 1 to 384 and encodes 127 amino acids.